This is a messenger RNA of Eucalyptus grandis, 426 nucleotides long. RefSeq names its product pathogenesis-related protein PR-4. Lineage: Eukaryota; Viridiplantae; Streptophyta; Magnoliopsida; Myrtales; Myrtaceae. The coding region runs from base 1 to 426 and encodes 141 amino acids. The transcript is spliced from 2 exons. Gene Ontology annotation, biological process: defense response to bacterium; defense response to fungus. Gene Ontology annotation, molecular function: RNA nuclease activity. The record is from RefSeq and is a predicted model, not a curated record.
AUGGGGAGGUUCAUCAGCAUUUUCAUGAUAGUUUUGGUCUCUGUCAAGGCCGCUGCUCUUGCUCAGAGCGCUUCCAAUGUCCUGGCAACUUACAAUGACUACAAUCCCGAGCAGAACCACUGGGACUUAAACGCGGUCCAUGCUUUUUGCUCGACUUGGGAUGCGAGCAUGCCCCUCGCGUGGCGCGAGGAAUACGGUUGGACCGCCUUCUGUGGCCCGGUUGGGCCUCACGGAGAGGCCUCUUGUGGCCAGUGCUUAAGCGUGACCAACACGAGGACCGGAGCUCAGGCGACAGUGAGGAUCAUCGACCAGUGCAGCAAUGGAGGAUUGGACCUGGACGCCGGUGUGUUUCAAGCGUUGGACACCGACGGAAGUGGCAACGCUCAAGACCAUCUUAUCGUGGACUAUCAGUUUGUCACUUGCUAA